GAGGCGGACCUGGAGCAGACCAUCAAGGAGCUCGCGGAGAAGAUGGCCGUGACGAGGGAGGAGGCGGCGCAGGUCCAGUCGCAGAUGAAGCGCUUGUCGGAGAUCCGCGAGGCGGAAAACGCCGACUUCCAGGAGGUGGUGCAGGACGGGGAGGGGCGCGGCGGCGCACCCGUGCCGCUCCUGGCCAGCUCCGUGCCGGGCCUGGGCUCG
Messenger RNA from Prorocentrum cordatum, 210 nucleotides. The record is from the annotation of a GenBank genome assembly. NCBI's taxonomy places the organism in Eukaryota, Dinophyceae, Prorocentrales, Prorocentraceae.